AGUUCACACCAGUGAUUAGUCCCCUGUGAUAAGAGUAUAGAUAAAAUAUGCGGCUAAUCUAACCGUUAUUACAAUGGCGACGGUAGUCGAGAACAGUGUGAUGGCGAGUACGAACCUAUGGUUAGAGUGUUUAGGUUGGUUAAGAAGAUGUGGAGUUGCUUUGCCGGAUCAUAUUCCGUCAACCAGGAACCUCGAGUGUUUCAGUCAUUAUCUUCGCGAUGGUGUCGUCCUCUGCCACUUGAUUCAUCUGCUCAACCCGAGUUCUUUGGAUUUUUUUUUCGAUGUUAGUGAGCUAAGCAGCAUGGAUCCCGACGAAAAUGAGGAUCUCUGCCUGCAAAACAUUGAAGCCUUUUUAGAGAUUUGCCAGAUGGACUUUGGUUUGGCCAGACGCGACUUGUUCGAACCAGCAAUGUUGUAUCAUCUGGAUGAUUUCGAUCGCGUACUCUACACUUUGUCCCAGCUAUCCAAGUCUCCUAGAGUUGCUCGACUUGGAAUUAUGGGAUUUCCCGUUCCCCAUGUAUCGGGCAGCGAUGACCAAACAACAGGGGAUCAAACUGGUCAAAACAGUUUCGUACGACCGAUUUCCACUAUCUACGAUCCGGCUAACGAAGUUAUCUACAUGAGCAUCCUUUCAAACAACUUUCAACGUAGCACAAGUUUGACCAAUUCGACGCAGACCGCAACUAUGCCAACCGAUCCAGUCGAACGAACCGUUCAGAAAAUGUGCAAUGUUGAAAGGGAUUACAUUAUGGUAUUGACCAUCAUGGAGGAAAUGAUGGUUGGGCCCCUAUCGAAAAUUUUAACCACCCAGGAGCAAUCGACUAUAUUUUAUGGGAUCAAGGAACUAAACCAAAUCCAUCAACAAAUCCAUCGCGAAUUGCUGAGUGUGAUAAGCAGUAAAGUAAAACAGCCUCUGACAAAGUUGUACAUUGUUUUUCUGAACUGGAAAGACAAGCUGCACAUUUAUCAACGGUAUGCUGCUAAUUUACCACUUGCCCUGCAUGUCGUGGGAAGAGUCUAUAGGGCAAAGAAAAAUCUAGCAAAGGAAGUUGAGCUGGCACAGGGAAAUUUGAGAGAUCACUUCAAAUUGACAAAUCUCCUUCUUCAGCCGAUUCAGCACCUAAGCCAAUAUGUCGUACUUUUUGGAGAAUUAAAUAAAUACAUUCCCGAGAAUCAUGAAGAUUACCAUGGGAUUAAGAUUGCUGGCCACUGCAUGUCAGAGCUCGUUGAAGAUGUCAAUGCCAUAAAAAAGGACAGUUUUAUCUUACAAACGCUUAAGCACGCCCAGUCGAAAAUUGAUUGCUGGAAACCCACGAAAUCGAUCCUGAGUGAAUUUGGACGAUUUUUUAGAAACGGUUCUUUGAAAGUCAGUUUCUCCACAGCCAUCAACAGCCACGAAAAGACAAAAUACCAGGUCUUUCUCUUUAGUCGGAUGGUGGUCUUUUGCACGCCGAAGUCGAAAAUGAGAGGCCUGAGAACGAUAUCGCGCAAUCAGCAGUUCACCUACCACUCCCAUCUACUUCUGCAAAACUACGCCGUUGAGGAGUUAGUAGGUUUAGCUGGCUUUUUUGAGGCUUCUACGACUCCGUGGACGAGUUGCUGGAGAGUGAAAGGACCCACAGGAAAAACAAGUGUUAUCUUCUACAGCAAAACGCACGAGGAACGACGGAAGUGGAUUGAGAGCUUCAAAGUUGUCAUGGAUCGGCUACAUCCUUCGUUGGACAACACUGAUGCAAAAACGCAUACUUUUGUACUUCAGACAUUCUCCUCUAAAGCCAUUUGCCAUGUCUGCCACAAAUUGCUCAAAGGCCUUCUUGAUCAGGGUUAUCGAUGUGGAAAGUGCAGCCAAUCAUUUCACAAAAAAUGCUUAGAACUUUCCCAAACAUGUGAGUUUGGUGCCGAGGAGAUAUAUGCCAACGCAGAUUCUGAACACGAAUCUGGAAUUUAUGAAUGUACGUCAUUGAACACAUCGGCGCGAUCAUCUUAUUGGUCCGAAGCAUCGUCUUACCAGUCAGAAGGAGUUCUAAGCCCUCCAGUUAGUUUUGCAUUUCAGCUUUAUGAAACACCAGUCCAGCAGGUUAAAGAUAUGGACCAGUCAGAUGAUGGCCUGGAAUCUCAGCUCUGGUACGGUGGAUCAAUAAGUGCUCAAGAAGCCACUGCAUACCUCGCCGGAAGUGACCCGGGAACGUUUCUUGUCAGAAAGAGAGAUCCUAAAAGCCAGGACGCUUUGUCUGCACCAUUUGCCAUAAGUGUUGUGAUGAACACUGGAGUAAAACAUAUUAAAAUACAGCAUUUUAAGACAGAGCCUGAAGAAAACGAGUAUAUUGCUCUUGGUCUAAGUUGGAGCAAGCAUGAAUUCUUUUUGGUUCCUGGAAACACAUUCCCCACCAUCAAUGACCUUGUAUGCUGGUACAGCCACAACUUCCUCAGUGAAGAAGUUACACGGGUCAUGGAUGUUUAUUUGAAAGCACCAUUCAGGGUGGACCCCAAUAGCAUGCAGUAUACAUCUUUAUGAAUUCCAAGGAUACCGUUCCAGUUCAUGCACCUAUAUUUAAACUAGAACUGCAAUCGGUAAUGAUAUGGCCAGAUGCUAAACAGAAAUAGCAAAAGUUUACAAAUA
This is a messenger RNA of Daphnia carinata, 2620 nucleotides long. Its product is annotated as proto-oncogene vav-like. The transcript is spliced from 15 exons. Gene Ontology annotation, cellular component: cytoplasm. Gene Ontology annotation, biological process: regulation of GTPase activity; cell migration. Gene Ontology annotation, molecular function: guanyl-nucleotide exchange factor activity; protein binding. Lineage: Eukaryota; Metazoa; Arthropoda; Branchiopoda; Diplostraca; Daphniidae. The record is from RefSeq and is a predicted model, not a curated record. Bases 74 to 2515 code for a protein of 813 amino acids.